Molecule: messenger RNA, 1315 nt
Organism: Bombyx mori (domestic silkworm)
Lineage: Eukaryota; Metazoa; Arthropoda; Insecta; Lepidoptera; Bombycidae
Product: dendritic arbor reduction protein 1
Exons: 7
Coding region: 152-1267 (371 amino acids)
Biological process (GO): regulation of transcription by RNA polymerase II
Molecular function (GO): DNA-binding transcription factor activity, RNA polymerase II-specific; RNA polymerase II cis-regulatory region sequence-specific DNA binding
Source: RefSeq, a predicted model, not a curated record
UACCCCGCGGAAGAGGUCGACCGCCGCGCGAUAUCACGCACGCAGUUCGUUGCGCGGAGUGAGUGCGCGCAGGCGUGCGCGAUGUUCCGCGCGACUCCCAGGACCGCCUCAGUGUGAGACUCGCAGGCGACGCGACCCGGCCCGGCCGGGAAUGGAGGCCUGCUGUGUGAUCAGAGCGCCCGAGGACCUAGUGGGCGACCAGAUUGUCCCGGGCGGCGGCCGUUUUGGAGCUACGCACGCCGCUGGGCUCUUCGACUCCUGGUUUCAGAUGCAGACAUCGGAACUUGAGUCGCUGCUGUGCAAGCAGGAGGGCGCCUCACUCGCGCCCGCCCACAUGGACCUUUUCGAUGGCGGUACUUCCUCCCGCGACGAUGCGUUCCUCCGUCCUGCCUUGUGGGAGGACAUUGCCUCCUCCAUCAGAAACAUCGACCCCGAGAAUGCGAACAUGCUCGCUCCGUUGGGAGCCACACACGUCAAAUUGGAAGCAGAUGAAGCAUUGCUCGAAGAAUGCGCUACACCGCUACUCAGUCCUCUCGAGAUCAAGACGGAAAGACUGUGCGCUCCUCCUGCGUACGCGCAGCCGCAGCCGCCACAGCUGCAGCAGCAGCCACAUCAGCCGCCGACAUCGUACGCCAAGUAUCCGCCGUCGCGACUCGUUUACAUGUCGCCGCUGACGCCGCCAGGUUCCGACCAAGGCAGUCCCGGGAACUCGAUGCAGGGAGGGCCACGGCGAACGCCUCCGCCGCCGUACCACCCGCCUCCGCAUCUACGUGCCCCACAAGUGCAGCCACAUCCUGGCUCGCAUCUACACCAUCAGCAGACUUUUUCGAAUGUUUACCAGACCAUGCCGCAGACUUUGGCGAUGCCGCAACAGCACGCCAUGCCGCCCGCGCCGCAACCGAUGGUACACGCACCGCUGCAGCAUUCGCGGCUCGCGCCCCCUCCUCCUAUGAAGUAUAACAGACGAAAUAAUCCUGAACUUGAAAAGAGAAGAGUGCAUCAUUGUGAUUUCAUGGGUUGCACGAAAGUUUACACGAAAAGUUCUCAUCUCAAAGCUCACCAACGGAUCCAUACAGGAGAAAAGCCGUAUACUUGUCAGUGGCCGGAAUGCGAAUGGCGGUUCGCGCGGUCCGACGAAUUAACACGACACUACCGUAAGCACACCGGCGCGAAACCUUUCAAAUGCUCCGUCUGUGAGAGAUCUUUUGCGAGAUCCGACCACCUCGCUCUACACAAUAAGCGGCACCUGCCGAAGACUUCUAAAUGACACGCAAGAAAGGGCGGCGAGCAACCGCCCGCCCCGAUUGCCACUCAG